CAGAAGACGACUUCCAGGAGCUCUGUUUUCACCGGAAGUGCCUUCCCUCCUCGUGGGUCCGUGCGGACGCCGUUUCCUUACCUCAUUUGUCUUCGCCCCUCCCCGUCCCUCUACGCGCUUUGGUUCCUGGUUGGUGCUUCCUGGUCGCAGCCGCGGCACAUCAAGGUUUACUGACUUUCCAUGAUGUUUGGUGGUUAUGAGACCAUAGAAGCAUAUGAAGAUGAGCUUUAUCGUGAAGAGUCAUCUAGUGAACUGAGUGUUGAUAGUGAGGUGGAAUUUCAGCUCUACAGCCAAGUUCAUUAUGCCCAAGAUCUUGAUAAUGUCAUCAGGGAGGAAGAACAUGAAGACAGGAACUCUGGGAAUUCCGAAUCAUUCAGUAGUAAACCAAAUCAAAAGAAUUUAAUUGUCCUUUCAGAUAGUGAGGUCAUCCAACUGUCAGAUGGGUCAGAGGUCAUCACACUCUCUGAUGAAGAUAGUAUUUAUAGAUGUGAAAGAAAGAAUUUUAGAGUCCAUGCAAAAGAAAAGACCCAAGGUUCUCCUGCUUCUCUUCAUUCUAAUGAUUUAGCAGAUAAGAAGUACAAGAGGGAUAUUGAGAAAUCUAAACCUGGAGAGAGAUCGGGUACAAUCCAGGAGGUCAUGAUUAUAGAAGUCAGUUCAAGUGAAGAGGAAGAGAGCACCAUUUCAGAAAGUGAUAAUGUGGAAAGCUGGAUGCUGCUGGGAUGUGAAGUUGAUGAUAAAGAUGACGAUAUCCUUCUCAAUCUUGUGGGAUGUGAAAAGUCUGUUAAUGAAGGAGAAGAUGAUGUGAACUGGUUUAUCAGUGACAAAGAUAUUGAGGCACAGAUAGGUAAUAAAAGAUCAUCUGGAAGAUGGACCCAUCGAUACUAUACAGCCAACAAAAAUGUUACCUGUAGAAAUUGUGACAAAUGUGGCCAUUUGUCAAAAAACUGCCCCUUCCCACAAAAAGUCCGCCCCUGCUGCCUCUGUUCCGAGAGAGGACACCUCCAGUAUGCCUGUCCGGCCCGCUUUUGCUUAGGCUGUUCUUUGCCUAUGUCUUCCACUCACAGAUGUCUUGAAAGAGCUUCCUGGAGAAAACGCUGUGACCGAUGUGAUAUGAUAGGCCACUAUGCUGAUGCUUGCCCAGAAAUCUGGAGGCAGUAUCACCUAACGACCAAACCUGGACCACCCAAAAAGCCAAAGACCACUUCUGGACAAUCAACCUUGGUGUAUUGCUACAACUGUGGGCAAGAAGGCCAUUAUGGACAUGAAUGUACAGAAAGACGAAUGUUUAACCAGACCUUUCCAACAUCUCCAUUCAUCUAUUACUAUGAUGACAAAUACAAAAUCCGGGAGAGAGAUCAGAGAAUAAAACGAAAAGUGAAAGAACUCCAGAAAAAUGGGGACUUGCCAAGAAAGUUCAAGAGGCCUCAUAUGGAAGCAGCAGAUAAGAGGCCCCGUGAUACAAGAACAAGCCAUGCCUCAUGGAAAAACAACAGGUGGCCUCAAGAAAAGAAAGAAACCCAAAAAGAAACCAUGAGCAGGAACAUGAGAGAACGUGAGAAGCACAGAAAGGCUGCCAGGUGUCAUGAAGAUGAUGAGGACUUCCCCAGGGGCCCCAGAGUCCACUCUACUCCUGGCACUUCCAAAACCCAGAAGCCUCACAAGCCCUUUCACCACUCAUCACAUUACCUCAAGCCGAGAGAAGACAGGCUAUCCAAGGAGGGCAAGAGGGGCAAGCAUAAGAAAAAGGAGAGCUGCUUGGAGGAGGAUAGCAAUGAUAAUUUGUUUCUCAUUAAGCAGAGGAAAAAAAAGUCUAAGCUGUGAGUCAGCUUCUGAUUGGGCUUCCCAGUGUUUGUCUGUUCUUCAUGUCUACAACAUCCUGUCCGUAUUUUUACUAUCUGUGAUUAAAUAAAAUGAGAUUUUUGUUUCUGUAAUCUCAGCCAUAUCUAGAGAUAUUGAACAAAGUCCUUGAAGAUCUCAGUUCUCUAUGUUCAACAGGUUCCUAGGUAAGAAAACAGAUAAACUUGGACUUCCCCUGUUACCAGACAUCAUUUUUAUUCACUCAGUAUCCUAGGGAUAGGAAAACUUAAUCUUUUCACAAAAAAAAUUUUUGAAAUAUUUUGAAAAAAUAAAAACUCAUUAAAUGUAAUUCAUCUGCAGUGUGAGUAUGAAAAUUAAGUCUAUUAUAAGGAGAAAUUAGCACCAAUAUGGAAAAUCCAUCCCUCUUUUUUAGCAUUCUUUUUAAUAUUGGAAAGGAUAAUAACUAUAUAUCUAAAUCUGGCUUUUCUUGCUUCUGAAGCUGGCAUCAGAAUCUUACUUUGAUCAGAGCAUCACAGGCUAAAAAUGAAGGUGUCCUCCUUGAAAGCACUGGAGAGACAGGGAAUUGGAUUUUAUAACAGAAGUAAGGAAUCCAUCCAGAGUAAAUGUUGAGAGACAGAUUUCCUGAAGCAAGUGAAAAGAGUCAUCAAAAAUUUUGAUUUAAUUGCAGUGAAAUAAUUUUUUACUAUUUUUAUAGCCAUACCUGAGGAAUACUGUCCCUCAGAUAUUUAAGAUGAAUGUUACCCAACUUAAAAAAUUGUUUCCUUCUCCUGGGUUUUUUAUCUACUGCAGAGUUAUACAGAAAUUUUUGUAUUUGUGACCUUUUGUACUUACCAGAGCCUAAUGUUAGAAUAAGAAAAAUAAAAUGUCUGAAAUGUA
Molecule: messenger RNA, 2694 nt
Organism: Bubalus bubalis (water buffalo)
Lineage: Eukaryota; Metazoa; Chordata; Mammalia; Artiodactyla; Bovidae
Gene: ZCCHC7
Product: zinc finger CCHC-type containing 7
Exons: 9
Coding region: 181-1821 (546 amino acids)
Molecular function (GO): zinc ion binding; nucleic acid binding
Source: RefSeq, a predicted model, not a curated record